AUGGUGUCAGCAAUUACAGAAAACCUGCAGGAGCAGUACACCAUAGAUGAGAAAAUUGUUGAAGAGGCUGCCCUGAACGACCCAGCAUGUCAGCUACUAGUUGCUAGAGUGACUGCAGGGGACUGGAACCCGAAGAAAUCCCAAGAAAUUGCAUGUUUGAGGCCCUUCUACGGCGUCAGGGAAUGUUUAUCUACAUCUGGCAACCUGGUCACAUACUGUUUCAAUGACAGCUGCAUCCACCUUGUCAUCCCUGGAGGGCUCCACCAUCAGGUAACCGCCAACCUUCAUACUGGACAUCAAGGCCUAGAUAUAAUGUUGAGAAGAGCGAGACAUUCAGUCUAUUGGCCGGGCAUCGAGGGUGAGCUCCGGCGUCAUCGUUCACAGUGUACAUCACGUGACGCCCACUCACCAUCACUGCCUGCCGAAGUCAUGAAGAUGACCCCUGCCCCAGAGUAUCCAUUCCAACAGACUGUCAUGGACCUGUUUCAGCUUGAAGGACUCACGUACAUGGCAUACUGCGACAGGCUUACAGGCUGGCUAGAAAUAGCCCACUUCCCUAAUGGCACCUCAUCUGCAAAGGUCAUGACAAAACUCAGGAAUUACUUAGCUCAAUGGGGAGCACCUGAUGGAGAGUUGACAUACGCCCAUCAUCUGCCCACUACCCACAGUCAAAUGGGAGGGCCGAGGCUGUGGUUAAGUCCACAAAGAGGAUAA
This is a messenger RNA of Macrobrachium nipponense, 714 nucleotides long. RefSeq lists its product as uncharacterized. Bases 1 to 714 code for a protein of 237 amino acids. NCBI's taxonomy places the organism in Eukaryota, Metazoa, Arthropoda, Malacostraca, Decapoda, Palaemonidae. The record is from RefSeq and is a predicted model, not a curated record. The transcript has a single exon.